UCACUACCAGUGUAACAAAAAAAAAAUGUCAAGGCUUGUUAGAACGCACAAUUUUUGUGUUUAUGUAAUUUGUUUUUAUUGAAGUGACAGUCAUGCAAUCGUCUGCUAAAUACACCAUGUUUGCCGUGAAAAACAUUUACUCUAGUUUAAGACAACAGUUACGGUCGUUUCGCACGGCAUGUAAAUGCCACGACAAACAAGUUCCUAGAUCGUCACCGAUUCGACCGAUCGGUAGAAUAUCAAACUGGGGACAAGCAGGAUUUAUGUUGAUAAUCCCUGUAACAUCUUUUUGUUUGGGUACCUGGCAGAUUAAACGCCGAGAACAGAAAUUAGAGAUGAUAAAACUUCUUGAAGAAAAGACAACCGCUCCACCAGUUCCGUUACCGCAGACCCGGAAAGAAGUUGAAGAACUUGAAUACAGAAAGGUCAAAGUACGGGGGAGGUUUGAUUAUAGCAAGGAAAUGGUUAUUGGUCCCAGACACAAUAUCAUUGCAAAGUUGGGAACAGAAGGAAACAUGCAAGCAACGUCUACGAUUGGUGGCUACAUUGUGGUGCCGUUUAUUUUAUCAGACAGUAAUCGAACAAUAUUAGUUAAUAGAGGAUAUGUUCCAAAACGAUUAAUUCCAGCGGAAAAACGCCCCGAGGGGCAAAUAGAAGGAGAAAUAGAAUUAGUGGGUGUUGUUAGGAAAAACGAGCAGAGAAAUGUUUUCAUGUCCAAAUCGGCAACUGAUCCAACAAAAUAUGGUUAUUGGAUGUAUCGGGACAUAGACCUAAUGGCGGAAAUCGCAAAUACAGAACCAAUAUUUAUUGAUGCAGUCUACGAAUCCACCAUUCCUGGUGGUCCGAUUGGCGGGCAAACAAAAGUACAGUUACGAAAUGAACAUUUGAGCUAUAUUUUUACCUGGUACACGCUGUCUUUUCUUACAUUUUGGAUGUGGAAAAAAACUUAUUAUAACAAAGCCAUACCAGAUAGGGCCAUGGACUAUAUUUCUAGAAUGAAAGCAAAGUGAAGUAAAUAUGUGUCUAGGUAGAUUGUGACAAUAAAAUGAUUUUUUUUGAAGACUUAUAUUAUUAAUUGUAAAAAAAUAUAUAGAUCUAAAUCUGAUUAAAGCACAUAUCCUAUUUU
Patella vulgata (common limpet) is the source of this 1126-nucleotide messenger RNA. Its product is annotated as surfeit locus protein 1. Gene Ontology annotation, cellular component: mitochondrion; membrane. Gene Ontology annotation, biological process: mitochondrial respiratory chain complex IV assembly. The record is from RefSeq and is a predicted model, not a curated record. The transcript has a single exon. Lineage: Eukaryota; Metazoa; Mollusca; Gastropoda; Patellidae. The coding region runs from base 93 to 1010 and encodes 305 amino acids.